Phycomyces blakesleeanus NRRL 1555(-) is the source of this 711-nucleotide messenger RNA. RefSeq lists its product as hypothetical. Lineage: Eukaryota; Fungi; Mucoromycota; Mucoromycetes; Mucorales; Phycomycetaceae. Bases 135 to 707 code for a protein of 190 amino acids. The record is from RefSeq and is a predicted model, not a curated record. The transcript has 2 exons.
ACAAUAUAUCUGUAAGUUUCUUUAUCUUUUUGUCUAUCCUUUUAAAAAUAAUAAUCAUUAUAAAAUGUAAUGCGAUCACGUACACUGUACUUAUAUAUAUCUUUGAAUUAUAGUCUAUGCCUCCUACUACUACAAUGUCUCAUCCUUCAAUGGGAUACACCCCACGUCCUAUGGUCUAUGCCCAACCUAUGAUUAUUAAUCACUCAAAUGCGUCUUAUCCAUCUCCUCCCCUUCCACAGCCACAACAACAACAACAGCAGCAGCCACAACAAGCACAACCACAGCAGCAGCAACAUCAACAACAUACUCAGACACACCCGCAAGUACACCCUCCAAUGUAUGUUAUUCAACCAAACCAACAAAAACAAGAUGGCUCCGCGGGACAGUCUAUGUUGCCCAUGGCCCCAAAUUCUGCUGUGUAUCCCACCGAGGUCGACAGUCCAGCCACAACUCCAGGAGGUGGCGAAAAGAGACCCAAACUAAGAGUCCAAAUCCCAGAAUCAGCCGAAGAUGCAGCAGGCCGUAAACCAACCGAACAUAAUACUAAUCCUUCACCAUCGACUUUCUAUCCGGAAUUUUACCAGCAAAAUGAAUUGCCUAGCCCACUCAAUUUCUCAGCCACGCCUACUGCCAACCCAGGUACCUUUAAUUGGCCUCCAAUCUCGCGCGAUUAUCGACCUUCACCCCUCGUCAAAGUAGAAACGUAAGACC